Molecule: messenger RNA, 1335 nt
Organism: Striga asiatica
Lineage: Eukaryota; Viridiplantae; Streptophyta; Magnoliopsida; Lamiales; Orobanchaceae
Source: the annotation of a GenBank genome assembly
CUGCACCAUCUCAUUUCCAGUCCAAGCUGUAUUCAUUUUACAUUUACCUUUUUGAGUAUAUACAGUUCAGAUAAAACAGAGAGAGAAAAAUGUUGGGAGUGUUUAGCAGCUCGAUCGUGUCUCCGCCGGACGAGUUGGUGGCCGCGGGGAGCAGAACGCCGUCUCCGAAGCUGACGGCGGCGAAGCUGGUGGCUCGGUUCCUAGAGGCCAACUCAUCGGCGGUUUCCUUACAGAUCGGCGACCACGCCCAGCUGGCUUAUACUCACUCUAAUCAGUCAGCUUCUCAGCCGAGAUCUUUUGCGGUUAAGGAUGAGAUAUUCUGCUUGUUCGAAGGAUCCCUCGACAAUUUGGGGAGCUUGAAGCAACAAUAUGGGCUGGCAAAAUCUGCAAACGAGGUGCUUUUGGUGAUUGAGGCGUAUAAGGCUCUUCGUGAUCGGGCUCCUUAUCCCCCAAACCAUGUUGUCGGCCAUCUUGAGGGGAACUUUUCCUUUGUAGUUUUCGACAAGUCCACAUCUACUUUGUUUGUAGCAACUGAUCAAUAUGCCAAAGUUCCUUUAUAUUGGGGAAUCACUGCUGAUGGGUAUGUGGCAUUUGCUGAUGAUGCUGACUUGCUUAAAGGCGCAUGUGGGAAGUCGCUGGCUUCUUUCCCACAAGGAUGCUUCUUUUCGACAGCUGUUGGGGGGCUUAGAAGCUACGAGAACCCCAAGAAUAAGAUUACUGCUGUUCCAGCUAAAGAGGAGGAAAUAUGGGGGGCCAAGUUCAUGGUGGAAGGGUCCAGCGUUGUUGCAGCCACAAAAUAGAUGUUUUUAUGUGAAGUAUCAAAAUGUUGCUCCAUUUAUCUGUAACCCUUUGUUGAUUGAAAGUGAAAGGAGCUAAUUAGAGGAAGUUAGUGGGGGAAAGAUUAUGCAUGAGUGAGUGAGUCUGUAAAUAAAUGGAGGGUUUCACUUGUUUGUUGCUUUAAGUUGGAAAAUCAGAACCUAAUAAUGUACUUGUGUGAGGGCCUUUUUUCUUUUUUCAGGUUACUUUUGCUACUGUUUUUGCUUGGGCAGUGGCAUUAGUUGUGUAUUUAUGAAGUCUGGACUAUUUUCAAACUAAUAAAGUGGUGAGAUGGAUAUAUAUGAGAAAAUUACCUCCUACACUAGACAAUUUAAUUUUAAUUACAUAAAUAAAACCUGUUUAAAAAUAUUAGCAAUAUAGCAAGAAAUCAUGUUUAUAUUUGCAUCUUUACUAGAAAUCAGAUGGUAUCAAUGAUUGUAUUUUAUUUAUGGAAUUAUGUUUUGACAAAAAACGUUUCAACUUUUUGUGACAUUAAAACUCUUCAUCUUCUUCUCUUUC